Molecule: messenger RNA, 2749 nt
Organism: Phialemonium atrogriseum
Lineage: Eukaryota; Fungi; Ascomycota; Sordariomycetes; Cephalothecales; Cephalothecaceae
Product: phosphatase 2C-like domain-containing protein
Exons: 3
Coding region: 468-2288 (606 amino acids)
Biological process (GO): protein dephosphorylation
Cellular component (GO): mitochondrion
Molecular function (GO): [pyruvate dehydrogenase (acetyl-transferring)]-phosphatase activity
Source: RefSeq, a predicted model, not a curated record
GAACAGUCUCCCGGGUUUAUAUCGUAGGCUAGAUCCUCGAACUUAAUUGCGAUCCAAGAAAAUAGUACAAGAAAUCGAUGUUCUCAAUUUGUGAAUUCAAGAAGUAGGUACUUCCGUUGGUCGUCGUGGGGAUGAAUGUGCUACCUACUCCCCCGAAGUCAUACCGUACAAAACUUCUCACGAGAGGUUAGACAACGCCGCAUAUCCUCCCCUCUGGUUUAGCACAGAAACGUAGUGCCUUUGGCCACGACAGCAUAGCAUUUCACAAUCCUCAUUUCUCGCUACAUUAAAAACGAUAUAUCUCUUAUCAUCUCAGGUUUUGAAGUCACAACUACAGUGCAUCACACUAUACGCACACUGUACCUCCGCGCAGUCCCAGAUUGGUAUUCAUCCAACCUGGCUCCAUUCAAUCUCGUCCCCGACGGUAGCAAAAACGGUCCCGUCUCGAGACCACCGCAGCACCAGAAAUGCGCCGCGCAGCCUUGAGGGCCUUCCGGACGACCCUUCAAUGUAGCGUCCGCGGGCCAAACCGAACCCUUCCCCAGACCUACCACCGCCACCUCGGCCUCGCCGCGCGGUACCUCUCUUCGUCGUCAUCGUCGUCGUCGCCGUCCAGCAGCGGUCGAACCCCACCGCCGUCGCCGCGCUCCCACCGUCCGGGACACGCGCCCCUGGGCGAGCCUCUCCGGUCAUCCAUGUACGUCCGCCGGGCGUCGGCGGCGCUCGUGUCGGCACUGGUGGGCUACGGCGCCUGGUACAGCUACAGCGGGAGCGGCGAGGGCGCGAGCCUGUCGAGGGCGUACUCUUCCGACGCAUCAGGCGGUGGCGACCCCGCCGUCCCGACCAGGUCCGUCUUGGUCAUAGGCGCGGACGAGCUGCACACGGGGACGUUUGUCGGGGAGGGCCCGAUAUCAAAGGCCACCGACGAGGGGAGGAAGGUGGUGGAGAUGCUCACCCCGGAGCAGGCGACGCAGCUGCUGAGGAAGGGCGAGGAGUCGUAUUUUGUCAACAGGGGCCAGGACGUUGUCAGGUAUGACAUUGUUCAGCUGGCUAGCAAUGAUCCCAUCGAGGAUGACCACGCAGAGAAGAUCGUCGAGGUCCCAAGCAAAGCGGAUGGUACCGGCAGCGACUGGAUGUUCUGGGGAGUUUUCGACGGUCAUUCCGGGUGGACGACUUCUGCCAAGCUACGCCAGUCUCUGAUCAGCAUUGUCGCAAGGGAAGUGAACGACACAUACAGGGCCGCCAACGGCCUGGUGCCAUCUCAGGAGGCCAUCGAUGCCGCCAUCAAGACGGGCUUCACUCGGCUAGACGACGAGAUUGUCCACCAGAGCGUUCAAAAAGUCCUCCAAGCCGGCAACAAGGCCGUGGCUGCCGAGACGCUUGCCCCGGCCCUAUCGGGGUCAUGUGCCCUGCUCUCCUUCUACGAUAGUAGAUCCAAGCUGCUCCGGGUCGCGUGCACGGGCGAUUCGCGGGCCGUCCUCGGCCGGCGCUCCGAGUCGGGCAAGUGGACCGCGACGCCGCUCUCGGUCGACCAGACGGGCAGCAACCCCGACGAGGCAGCCCGGCUGAGGAAGCUGCAUCCGGGCGAGGAGCACGUCGUCCGCAACGGGCGUGUCCUGGGAGGCCUGGAACCGACUCGCGCCUUCGGCGACGCCACGUACAAGUGGACCCGCGAGGUCUCGGAUCGGUUGAGACGGCAGUUCUUCGGCCGGAGCCAGUCGCCGCUCCUCAGGACCCCGCCUUAUGUCACUGCCGAGCCCGUCAUCACCACGACAAAGAUGGAGCCCGAGCAAGGCGACUUCGUCGUCAUGGCGACGGAUGGCCUCUGGGAAAUGCUGACAAACGACGAGGUCGUCGGGCUGGUUGGCAAGUGGGUCGAGAACCAGCGAGGCAGCCCGUCAAACUCGCAGUUCGACUCGGUCUGGUCCAAGAUUUUCGGCUCUCAAAAGGGUGGGCUGCCCGUCGAGGUGAGCAAAGGGAAUGGGGACAUCGAUGGCCAGAAGACCCCUAUCCGUCUCCAGCAAUGGGGGGUGUCGCCGGAUGAUAAGGACCGCUUCGUCGUCGUGGACAAAAACGUGGCGACCCACCUGAUCCGCAACGCCCUCGGCGGAAAGAACCAAGAUCAGGUGUCGGCCUUGCUUACUCUGCCCUCGCCGUAUUCCAGAAGAUAUCGUGACGAUCUUACCGUACAGGUCAUCUUCUUCGGCCAUGGCGAGAAGACGGGCGAGGUGGUGGUCAACAAGGAGGCCACGGCUUCUGUCAAGCCGGACCUAAAGGCGAAGCUCUAAUUUGGCCUGGAUACCCCACAGGAUAGAAUGUUGAUUGAGACUCGAUUUGGGAAGGGUUGGCUACGGAGCGAGGCGUACAACGUAUGUGCUUGAUAGUUUGGUCGAAGACCUGCCUGGAAUACCGAGAUAUAUGCCUCGCCAGGCUGCUCGGGUCUUCAAAUUUUACUAUACAAACGAAGCCAAAACUCAUGCAGCAGCUAUGAACUUCUUGGUCUAAGAGCCCCUUCAACCCUAUCCGGAUAUAUCCGAGGAUAUCCAUAUCUGGACAGCCAUCAUUCAGCAUGCGGAAUCCAGAGCUCUGGUUUCGGGUGUGGAUGGCGAAUAUCAACUGGAAUUCGAAGCACCGAGCUAGCUCCUGCACGCCCAUAAUCUUUAAUAUAUUCUCCUAGGCCCAACGUUUCACUGAACUAGAGGACGUGCCGAACCGAGCUCAUUUAUGGUCUACCUUCUCAAGAUUUACU